Molecule: messenger RNA, 1637 nt
Organism: Daldinia vernicosa
Lineage: Eukaryota; Fungi; Ascomycota; Sordariomycetes; Xylariales; Hypoxylaceae
Exons: 1
Coding region: 102-1397 (431 amino acids)
Source: RefSeq, a predicted model, not a curated record
CCUCAUACGACAACGCGUUCUUGUAUAUCAAAGCUCGACGCUUGAACACCUCCAGCCAAGCUUACCCCCUCCACUGCCUCUUCGCGACAACACAAUAAGCCAUGGCUAUUAUAAUUUACCCACUAGCCAAGGGCAGCGUUCACCGCGAUUAUAGGCGACUGGGGUUUUUACUCAGUGGUAUGAGGCGAGACGCAGCCACAUCCAUUGAUAAGGCUAUUGUCUUUAUAGAUAAUUUCAACCGUCUAAUCGGAGCUCGCCAUUAUUUACUAAAUGUGGCUAUUGGCUUGGGGUUAUCUCCCGAUGAAGCCGCGAGCCUCAUCCGGGCGUACCACGAUGUCCAUACCCGGCCAAAUGACCGGAAGCGGCUAUUCAACGAUUUUGCGAAAGAGGACUCUCGCUGUAGAAUCAUACUAGCAACUGUUUCCCGUGGGAUGGGAAUGGAUUUCCGUAACGUGAAGCGGGUAGUACAGUACGGGCCUAUCGCGUCUGGUAACCUAGCAGAUUUAAUACAACGGUUUGGGGAAGCGGCGCAGGAUGCUGAAACACAAAGCACAGCGUACUUCUUCCCGCCCUAUUGGUAUUUAGACCUAUUAGGGUUAACCAAAGCCGAGGCAGGCGAGGCGCCGUCGAGAAAUGUUACGUCAAAGGCUAAGCCUGCGCAAAGGAAUUACCCGAAGAUAGUAGGCGCUGAAGACAGUGGCACUGAAAGUAGUAUCUCUACCCUAUCGUCAACUGUCGCGUCUAUCGCUAGCGGCGAGAUUGCCCUUCCCAGGGUAGAUCCAACGCUUGGGCAAUUUGGGAUUAUCAAUCCAAAGACCUGGUCCGAAGCCGAAGAAAAUUAUCGAGAAAAAUUGCAGAGCGAGCAACCUGAUAUAUACGGCUUCGUCAACGCCUCAUGUUUUAGAAAAUAUAUGUUGCAAUUUUUGCAGCAGCCAGAGGAUGACAACCUGGAGGGCGCGAAAACGGUGCCCACAACAAAAUGUUGUAACGCGUGUCAUAAUGAGUUAGGUCGGCUCCCUCGCCUCCCCCCAAAACCGCCUACCGACAGAGCGCCUAAAAAAGGAUCUGUCCAGUGGUUUGCGUUGCAGGAGAUUGAUGCCUUCUGUGAUAAGCAAGCUGAAAUUAUAUUCGCCAGCUUAAAUUGCAGGGUAAAGGUACCGGGUGGUGUCCUUAUGCCCUAUAAACGACAGUGGAAAGUGGCAAAUGCCUUUACCGCGGAGGCUACAGAACACAAUAUUAGCCAGCUAGUUGAGGACGUGUUGCAGCAUAUCGAUUUGGAGGAACGCGAUAGGGUCGGCCCUGCAUUAUGUGAGGCAAGCCCCGCGAUGCUUCGGGAAUCUCGGUUGAAUCAUCAAAAACACCUUGCUGAUAAAAGAAACGAGAGAGAGGCAAGAUAAAGCACUCCACGCCAGCACUGAGUCAAGAUACAAUAUCACCAGAGUUCAGCCGGCUGGCCAAGAACUUACCAACUGGACUAAAUGUGGCAAAUUAGCGCAUUCGUAUUCAACGUGACACAAAAAACCCUUCGUAAAUUCAGGGCAUAUAGAAACUUGCAAGUGAAGCUUCUCGUCAGGUGAGGUAAGGGUAUACCAAUAGCAUAAUACGAUUAAUCUUACGCCUAUCUCUCGGUUAUUUUC